This is a messenger RNA of Gadus morhua (Atlantic cod), 2207 nucleotides long. Its product is annotated as receptor activity-modifying protein 3. Lineage: Eukaryota; Metazoa; Chordata; Actinopteri; Gadiformes; Gadidae. Gene Ontology annotation, biological process: receptor internalization; cellular response to hormone stimulus; regulation of G protein-coupled receptor signaling pathway. The record is from RefSeq and is a predicted model, not a curated record. Gene Ontology annotation, molecular function: coreceptor activity. Bases 399 to 773 code for a protein of 124 amino acids. The transcript is spliced from 4 exons. Gene Ontology annotation, cellular component: signaling receptor complex; cell surface; membrane.
GGGGCAGUGUGUUGUGGUGAGUGUAGUGAGCGGGCACCAGAUCAGUUUGAACACAUGAGAGAACCAGGGAGUAAUAAGGGGGGUGCGAGGCAAUCGAUGCAUUUAUAUUGUAUUUCGGCGAACAACAUCUAAAGAAAGCAGAAGGGACGACGGAUUUUUUUUGUCCUUCAUUCGGAACAGUAAUUAUGGUUCGCCACAAACAUAUUUUAACGGGUUCACGGAUGUUAUAUUGAUAGUCCGACUUCUGGGACGGAAUCUCUCUAACGUGAUGGAUACUAAUGCGUUUGCUUUACUCAAACUUUUUGCACUUGGGAUUUUGGUAAACGCCUGGAUGACGGGGGCCUUAACAAAGGGGGAUACGUUCAACCUGGUGCCCACCCCCCCCCCCCCUGCCCAAAAUGGCACUCUGCAAUGAGACCCAUCUGCUGAGUCAGACGGAGAUCUGCGGGGAGCGCUUCAAACAGGACAUGGGGCACAUCGCUCCCAAGAACCUCUGCAACCUCACGCACUUCAUCAGGCAGUACCACGAGUUCACCCAAUGCACGGAGAAGGGGGCUGUGCGAAUCCACUGCUACUGGCCCAACCCCUUGGUGGAGGGCUACAUCAUCCGCAUCCACAAGCACUUCUUCUCCAACUGCAGCCUCGACCGGGUGGUGUGGCUGGACCCGCCCGAAGAGAAGCUGCUGGCGCUCAUCCUGGUGCCCGUCUUCCUCACGCUGGCCAUGAUCGCCCUGGUGGUCUGGUGCAGCAAACGCAGCGACCUGCUGGGCUAGCCCGAGGGGGCUGGGCCUUAGGGUUGGAUGGAUGGAUGGAUGGAUGGGAGGGGAUGGAGGGGAAGGUCCAAAGGCCAGGUCGGGUCUCUAUGCCUCUUGCUCAGUCCACAAGCACACACCACGCAGCCUCCCGACUGGACCGGGAAACGGGAAACGGGAAAUUUUUUCUUUUCUUUUUGUGGACUCAAAUGGUAGCACAUUGGAUUCUGGUGAGUCUCUGUAGUGAACUGAAGCCCCAGUGAUUCCCCUCUGAACGCUUUCCCGAUAAGAGACUGGAUGAUUAGGCAUCAGAGGCGAGUCACGGACGGGGGAGGAACGCUACUGCGUGCAGCUCAUGCACUCAUUAAUCACGGAACAUUAUUUGUGACCCUUCUGGAAGGUCGACCAAAGAGGAAUUAAACAUAAGAGAGACGGAGGUCUUGAUCUUCAUGACUGCAAUCCUAGUAGCGCAUUACUUUUCCAGAGGGUUCAUUCAUUUUUCUAGUGUUGUGCUUUUAACUUAUCAUUGCGAGUUUGCAAGUGGAUUCAUCCACUUGGAUUUUACAUGUGUCUUUAAUCCAAAGAGACUGAAAGUAGGCAAAGGUCACAUCGAGAUAUUUCUGGAUAAUUGGACACCUCCAUGGGGAUAACUGUUGCAGGCAGGACAUGAAUAACCAUCACAACUCAUCUGACACAUGGAAUAAAACCUUCUUCUUUGCCCAAGGUGAUACUCAUUGACAAAAGGAUCAAAUCUGCAGAGAAAGAAGGGUUAAAAUCGAAUCUCUUACUACAUGUACAGUUACCUUCAACUUUAUCUUCUUCUUUAUGAGCGCAUUCUACUGUAUCUCUCCUGUCCAGUGCAUAAUAUAUUCUGUAAUAUCCUCUUAACUAUGAUUGGAACUGCUAUUUUCACAAUUUGCAAGGAAAUCGCAUCCUUCAGCACUAAUAAUUACAAUGUUUCAAUGUUACAAGGUUUCGUCCAGCAUUCAAGUCAUUUACAAAGAAAGUUAUUGUCAGGAAUUAUUAUUAUUAUUAUUAUUAUUAUUAUUCAUACUACUUAUUUACAUGUGAUCCCCUGUCCAACCAUUGUCAUUGAAUGUGCGACUGAGCACAAAAAAGAGCUGAUUCAAUCUUCAGUCAAUUAAACAAAUCAUUGACCUCAUGAAAAUGAGAGAAACAUCUAUUCUUUGCAAACUCCAGAGGUGUAUUGACACCAACCUCGGAACUUGUAAAAAAUGCUAAUAAAUGAAACACACUUUUGCCAAUUCUCAAAAAAAAAUUAUUGGAUGCAAGUGCAUGCUUUCCUUUCUCGGAAAAAUCCUUACACCGCAUUCAUUCAUUUCUAUACAAUUCCGUAAAUUGCUAUAAAAUAUGUACAUGAAUGUGCCGUUUGUACAAUUGAAAGACGACUACUUCAAAUUCAGAAAUAAAGGCAUGCAAAUGUUGUCAUUUUCA